Molecule: messenger RNA, 4558 nt
Organism: Bubalus bubalis (water buffalo)
Lineage: Eukaryota; Metazoa; Chordata; Mammalia; Artiodactyla; Bovidae
Gene: FAM124B
Product: family with sequence similarity 124 member B
Exons: 2
Coding region: 467-1852 (461 amino acids)
Cellular component (GO): nucleoplasm
Source: RefSeq, a predicted model, not a curated record
AUUGUGGGCCCAGAAAAUGGAUGUCUUUUUAACUAAACAGAUUGCUAUCAGCCUCUCACAGCCGACUCUUAUUCCUUUUUGCCUGGUCAUUUCCUUUGCCGAGUGUCUGUAAGAACCACCCACUGGAGUGUUUCUCAGGAUUAUAGGUUUUUAGGUCAAACAGAAACCCAGGGAGCGCCUGACACAGCCCUGCACUCGCAGUUACAUUAUACACCGGCUGGAUGACAUGGACCCCGCUGCUGGUGUGUGUCGCAUGGAGGCUGUUGUCCCCGAAUCUGUGGAGAUUCUCUUACAGUGUGGCCAGCAGCAACAAGGCAUACAGGGUAAGAGCAUGGCUCUGAAGUCCUGAAGCUUUCCUGUUGGGCUGAAGGCUGAGUGUAGGAAGCUCCCACCCCUCCAAUUCAUUUCAGAAGCUGGACCUGCGGGCCCCAUUCGCCAGCAUCCUUUGUCAUCCUCAGCAUCCACGAUGGAUGAGACACCGGAGCCCCCGGCCAUGACUGUCCACCUCCUGGCCAACGCGGGGCAGGGCUUGCUUUUGCAGCAAACCUUGGACCGGCUCCUAGACUGCAUUUGCCCAGAUAUCCGUCUCUUUCUCGUGUCCGAGCGGGCCAGUCCAGUGAAAUACUACGACAAGUGCCACUCCAAGCGGUCACGCUUCCCGGGGAUGUCUGUUCUGCUUUUCUUGCAGGAGAACCUAGGCGAGGAGAGGCUCUUCCGCGUGCUUGACUCCCUACAGCAUUGGCCGUGGCAGUGCUACCCCACUCAGAACGCCCAGGGAAGACCCUGCCCCUACAUUCUUGCCAAUCAGGAAUUCUACAGUCUGGACAGCCAGAUGCCCAUCUGGGGUGUGAGGCAGGUGCACUGUGGCACCGAGAUCCUGAGAGUGACACUCUACUGCAGUUUUGAUAACUACGAAGACGCCAUCCGGCUCUACGCAAUGAUCCUGCAGAGAGAAGCCACCUUGCAAAAGAGCAACUUCUGUUUCUUCAUGCUCUACUCCACUGAGACCUUUGCCCUGCAACUCUCCCUGAAGCAGCUGCCCCUCGGAACAUCGGUGGACCCCAAAGAGGCUUCAGUGUUGCAGUUCAAGGUCCAGGAGAUUGGCCAGUUAGUGCCUCUUCUACCCCAUCCCUGUGUCCCCAUCAGCCGCACCCGGUGGCAAACACAGGACUAUGAUGGCAACAAGAUUCUGCUUCAGGUCCAGUUGAAUCCAGGACUUGGUGUGAGGAAUGGUGAGCCUCCUUUUCUGAAUGGCACCUUGGGAGCUGACACUCUUCCCCAUGGCUCCAGGCUGACCCCUGUCUCUGCAAUCAGGACCCUAGAGUUGAGGAGUCGAAGGAUUCGGGGCAGGAGGUUCAAGGUGGGCUCCGUGGAGCGGCCUGAGCCUGGUGGGCGGCCAGUGUCAGACGGUUCCGGUGACACCUGGUUGAAAAGCCCUGGUGGCUCAGCUCAGCCCAGCAGCCCAGCCACGGAAUCCCAACCGCAACUGUCUUCUCUUCACCUCGAACCCGGGGCCAGAAUGAAGGUCCUCGGCCGGGAAAACAGCUUCGAGAAGCUGGAGGUAGAGACCAAUGUUGACACUGGAUUCACUGUGGUCAGUUCUGAACCCAGGCCAUCUUUUGCAAGUGGAUUUCCAAGGAAUCUUCAGACCCACUGGCCACCAUCAUGCUUGUCAACCUCUUUCUCAGGGUCAGCUGCUUCCAAAAACAACAGGAUCUUUAAGGAAAGGGUUCACCCCCUGCCACUUGCUGGCCAAAGGGACCUUGGUGCUAAGAAGAUACUCUCAAAAUGUCCCCUUCCUCUGCCAGUCCAAGGUGAAGCAAAAGAAGGAGAAAAAGAAUUCUUUAUAUAGCAUAAGACGACUGUGGUUUUCUAAAACUCGAGAUCAAAUAGGAUGUUCUAGAAAUGCAGCAGUGACCCAGAAUCAGCCUGUUUCUUGUUCAUCUGAGGGGGCCUGAAUGUGAGCCAUGCAUCGAUCUGCAUCACUUUUAUUUCAAAUGUUCCAAGUCUAGUGGCGCUGUGUGGUGUUGAUGAGUGGUUUUUAUUCGCUGUCGUGGUCCUGAGGGAAUGCAGCCAACACACAGGGAAAAAGCCCAAUGGCUCACAUCCUUGGGGACACUCUAACCCAGCUGGGUGUGUUGAGUUCAGCCUCUAUCAGGAUAAUUGCAUUGUAUGCAAAUGAGUCAGAUGUGUUAUGCAAUGCUGAUUAGUGACUGUAAUUUGGUUUUAAUUUUUACUUGGGUUGCAUAGCUCAUGCCCCCGGGACAGCAUUGGACUAUUUAUUCUUUAGUGUUUUUUUAAUUUUUAUGUGACCUCAUUCGGUAACUAGGCCCUGUUCACCACGAACCCCCCAGUGAUUUUUGCCUUGUAAGUUGUUUGCAUCUGGAAUGAGUUAACAUGCAAAAUGUUUUGAAAAUUGCAAACAUUUUUUUUUUCCCUGUUUAAUGAGCAGCAACCCUGGAAGCCAAAAAAAAUCAGGUUAAAAGUGAAAGCUAGGCUCCAGGGUUUUCUCACUUCUCCAUUUCUUGUUUGUUUCUGUACUACUCUAGUGGGGCCAGUGGUUCAUAUAAUUAAGCAGAGCAGAGUGGAAUGUGACUGGAUGAUUCGAAAUCUCCACCGAGUGUGGCAGGAAGAUUGCAUUGGUUUCGUCACUAGAGCAGGACUUGGGUUCUUUUGGCCAUGUACAAAUGGCUAAAUUCCUUUCUAAUUCUCAUUCAUUCAUUUAUGCAUUCACUGAUGCAGCAAAUUGUAUCAAACACCUCCCUUUGAAUAAGACAUUGACAUGGUGCACAUAGGUUCUGUGGCCAUCAAACCCAAAACUUGUUUAUGGUUUUGCCUUAUGAUAAAUCCAUUCUAUCAGCUUUUAAGAACAUGUUGGAGUGCAAACAUUUCCCUGGGAAACAUUUCCACAAUCGAUACCACACUUGCUGCAUCAGAUUGUAUAAAGAACCCGUAGCUGAAGAUUGGGCAUGCUGUGAACUGCAAUUCUAAUCAUAAUGGACAAAUACUUAAUUGCUCACAUGGUGUCUUGUUUGAUUGGGUUGAUACUCACAUGUUCAAAAACACCUGAGGUCUGUGUGUUUCAGUUAAUUUAUAAGGUUAUUUUAUUCCAAGAACUUCAUUUUCCAAAACAGAUGAUAAGUGACUAUAAAUGCUGAUUUAAUCGCUGGAUCUUUUGAAGACCCUAACACUUACUACACCCAUUUGCAGAGAAGGGUGAGUUCAGACUUGAGGAUGAAUCUCAUGGUAGCGAGACUGGACUGGGUUUAUGUGCUCUGUCUGUCUAAAAGAGUAGAAAUGGAAGACAGCUGCAAAUGGACAAAGACAAGACUUAUAAAUGGAUUUUUGUCCUUACACUAUCAAUAUAUUCUCAUCCCCAUCUUUUUCUUUCCCUCAGAUUAGAGUUAGAUCUUAGAAUGUGGAAUGAAGAACUUUCAGUAUAGUUUUCUAUAAUAGGUGUUUAAAAAAAAUUAGUCUUAUUUAAACUGAACUGUUGAGCUGCCUUGAAAAGCACAGCAGGAAGUUUUGAGGUUUCUUUCUGGCUUUUUUGAGGUUAUCUAAUUCCUUUAGCAUAAUACAUGUGUAAGAAUAGAAGUACAUGGAAAUCAUGAAGAACAUUGAGGAAUUUGAAUGAUGACUUGUAAAAUAAGAGUGUGCUUGUAAAGUGUCACCUUCUCUAUCCUCCUGCUCAUGACAGGAAUUCAAUUUACCACGUGAUAGGAGAGAAGUACCAGUGGGUGGAUGAGAAAGGCCCAAAUUUGGGUCUUAGUUUUAAAAUUUGCUGUGUAUAUGUGACCUUAAACCUUUGCUCUUCUGUUGCCUUAUCUUCUGCACCAAGGUUGUUAGAAAAAUCAACAUUUGCAUAUGCAAGCAUUUGGAUAUUGUUAAACACUGUAAACAUGUAAGAUAUUAUAAUUUCAAAUGAUCCUUCAUACCCAUAUUUUUAAAUGUAUUAACAAUAAAGGAUUUUUAAAAAACAACCUUUAGUAAAAGCAAUGAUAAAAGGAAAAAAGAAAAUCCAGUUCUCUCAUAUUUUUGCAAUAUGUGUCAUUUUUGUUUAUAUAUCUGGAGGAAAAUUAUAGGAUCAAAUAUAUCCUAAAAGUUCAAAAGAAAUUACAUAUAACAAGAGAUAAACUAUGAACUAGUCUAAUCCAAUUUAUCAAAUUAUCCAGAUUCUUUACUUACUUGUACUGUAUUUCUUGAAAUGUAAAAUGUAUCAUGAGGGACUUAUGAUGAUCAGAUAAUUUUAUAUUUUUUAUAGGUAUAUUAAAACUCAGUUGCAUUUCAGUUGUUUGGCUCUUUUUAACCCCCAUAGUAUUCACAUUUUUUUGCAAGCAUUAUUUGGAUAUUGCUAAACAUUAAUAGAAAUGGUAACAUUUGGAAGCUUGCAAAUGUGUUUGUUAGAGGAAGUUGUCGUUUAGUUACUGAGUCCAUGGACUGUAGCCCGCCAAGCUCCUCUGUCCAUGGACUAAUCCAGGCAAGAAUACUGGAGUAGGGUGCCAUUGUCUUCUUCAGGCAAUAUUCCCAACCCAGGAAUUGAACCUGCAUCUUCUGCACU